Molecule: messenger RNA, 7086 nt
Organism: Penaeus vannamei (Pacific white shrimp)
Lineage: Eukaryota; Metazoa; Arthropoda; Malacostraca; Decapoda; Penaeidae
Gene: cry
Product: circadian regulator cryptochrome
Biological process (GO): circadian regulation of gene expression; entrainment of circadian clock by photoperiod
Cellular component (GO): nucleus; cytoplasm
Molecular function (GO): DNA binding; FAD binding
Source: RefSeq, a predicted model, not a curated record
UCCCCCAACCAGUCGGGCUCCAGGUGCGUCAGGGAAGGGAAGCGAAGCCUCGUCUGGGGACACAAAGCUCCUCAAAGCUCCCCGAAGCUCGCAAGGGGACGCGUUAUCCUCGCUCAGGUGAAAGGGCUCGGGGACGUGGAUCGGAAGACCUCGUUAGAACACGGAGCGACAAUGACUAAGACUUCAGUGCACUGGUUCAGGCAUGGGUUGAGGCUCCAUGACAACCCAGCUUUAUUAGAAUCAGUGAAAGACUGUGAAAAGUUUUAUGCCAUAUUCAUUCAUGAUGGAGAAACAGCAGGGACCGAGGUUUCGGGUUAUAACCGCAUGCAGUUUUUGACGGAAUCACUGUGUGAUUUGGAUGAACAGCUACGAGCAGUUGGUGGUCAGCUGUUUGUAUUCAAAGGAAAACCAACAGCUGUAAUUAAGAUGCUUCAUGCUGAAAUUGGAAUAACUCGUUUGACCUUUGAACAGGACUGUGAGGCAAUAUGGAAUAAACGGGACAAUCAGGUACGAAGUCAGUGCAAAGAGCUCGGCAUAGAGAUCGUGGAGAAAAUUGCUCACACCCUUUGGGAUCCUUUUGAGAUUAUUGACUGUAAUGGAGGUCAGCCACCACUGACCUAUGAAAUGUUUGUGCAAGUGUCAGCAGUAUUAGGUCCUCCAGAAAGGCCAGUACCUGAUGUCAAGUGGGAUGAUGUAAUCUUUGGAGAAAUUUCAGACGAGCUUGCUAUGAAGUUACAGCUGUGCCCCCACAUCCCAACACCAGCGGAACUUGGUUGGAAUAGAGAAUGUGACGAACAGUCGGCAUACAUUGGUGGAGAGACGGCUGCUUUAGCACACCUGCAGAAGAGACUGAAGAUUGAGGAGAAUGCCUUUAGGGACUGCUAUAUCCUGCCAAACCAGGUCAACCCAGAUAUUCUCGGUGAACCUAUGAGUAUGUCGGCAGCUUUAAGAUUUGGAUGCCUCUCCGUCAGAAAAUUUUACUGGAAUAUUCAAGACAUAUAUUUUGAGCUACACAAGGAGAUAAAACCGCCCUUCCAUUCCCUUACGGCUCAACUCAUUUGGCGUGAAUUCUUCUACUGCAUGUCUGCCAACAAUGAAGCUUAUAACAGAAUGAAAGGAAAUCCCAUUUGCAUCGACAUCCCUUGGAGGAAGGAUGAUGAGCAUUUGAAGGCGUGGACGGAGGGACGCACAGGUUAUCCUUUCAUUGAUGCCUGCAUGAGGCAGCUUCGCAAGGAGGGAUGGAUCCACCAUGUGUGUAGGACAGCUGUUGCGUGUUUCUUGACCAGAGGAGACCUGUGGAUUAGCUGGGAAGAUGGACUGCAUGUGUUUCUGAAAUACCUCAUUGACGCAGACUGGUCUGUCUGUGCUGGAAACUGGAUGUGGGUCAGCUCCUCGGCCUUUGAACGCCAGCUGGAUUGCUCCACCUGCAUAUGCCCCGUGAACUAUGGCAAAAGAAUUGAACCAACAGGGGAUUAUAUCAGACGAUAUGUUCCUGAAUUAGCUUCACUGCCACAAGAUUACAUUUUUGAGCCCUGGCUUGCUCCAAAAUCUGUACAAGAAGCAUACAAGUGCAUCAUAGGACAAGAUUAUCCUGAACGUAUAGUCAUUCAUGCAGAGGCAUCCAAGGCAAACAGGAAGAUGAUGGAGAGCAUUAGGGAGAAGAUGGCCGUGAAACCACCACACUGUUGUCCGUCCAAUGUGAAAGAGACGAGAGUAUUCUUGCGACUGCCUGAGGCUUGCUACCACAAUGUUCUCUAGUGGGAUUGGAUCUAAAUCUGUUACAGUAGAUGAGUACUGUAACAUCAACAGAGGACAUUUUACCUUCUGUAAUACUUUACUAUAUGUAUACAUCCAGAUAUGCUAAUGGUACAAUUUAUAUAUGAGGCAUUUGGUGCAGGAUCUGAGUAGUUCAUGAACAUGGAGACAAUCUUGACAUAAUUGCAAUUAUUUUUCUUUUUAGUUUUCAUGUUUUUUAUCUAAUAUUUAUAAGAUGUUUCACAUUUUCAAUCAGAUUUCUCUCAUUGUUGGUCAUCUCCCAUUCUUGAUGAGUAGGAGCGAUCACACUUUUCUAGUUUUCAAGUACUUGUAUCAUGCACAUGAAGCCAUCUCUGUGCUCAUAGGCUUUCCAUAUUUUUCUUGUUUUAGACUUUUUAUCCAUUUAUAGAUUAAUGUCAAGUGUUCUCAAAUGUCCUAUGCUCAUUUGCUGAUCUUGUACCUAUGUCCUCUGCCCGUUGAAUCCCUAUGCUUUUUAUCCCUUGCCAGAUUCUUUUACUGAGUUGGCCAAGUGACCAGAACUCAUUUCCUAAUGCAAUGCUGAUGGGGAGUUUAAGUCACUGCGUACUCUGAAUUCCAGCUUAUUAUCGCUGAGUGGCUGUUUGCAAUCUCAUGCGCCGCAGGGUUGGUGAUUCCAGCCAUUGUUUACCAUGUAUGAGCGUUCCUUUGGUCUGCAUUUUCAAAGAAAGUGAAAGAGCUUUCAGCCAACUUUGGAAGGAUGAAGCUUCCACAUGCACAAGUCUUCUAAACUGCCUUGACAGCUGUUGUCCGACCCACAAAAAUGUCCACCGUCCCUUUUCAGUCGAUAGAAGGUUAACAGCAGGGCCAAUGCUCGUGUUCUCUGCAAAGUUGCAAGAUAUGCCACUUGCGACUGUUGCUCAGAGUAAUUGAUAUAUCACUUCCUCCCCCAAGUGCUUCAUAUCCUAUGCUCAGAUUUUUGGUUUGUAAAAUUGAAUGAAGAGAGCUUUUGUGAUCUAGAUUUUUAAUAGUGUGCAAUAUUUGAUGAAGAGGUUUAGUGCCUGCAAGUGGUGGUGUACAUAGAAUUGGUGAUAUAACAGGUGAUAAACAAAUUUAAAAGUAUAUAUAGCAUUAAUUUGUGGGAAAAAAAAUAAAUGAAAUUAUUACACAUGAGAAAACACCAUAGAUAUAGCCACAACCACCCACACUCUCUAUCCAUAUACCCUACACACUCACUCUCACCCUUACUUUUAUUUAUAUAUAAGUCAUACAUCUUUUAAUAAGAUAUUUCAGUAUUGCAGGCAGCUGAUGCUGAAUGAUGCUGAAUGGCAUGCAUUUAUGCAUAAAGUUAGAUGGCCGUAGAAUGGGAAUGGAAAUUUGAAUUGCAAAGCAAGACUUUGUUUCCUACCCUCUUGGCAGAUGUGACUCAGUCUAACAGGAGAAUAUUAUUUCUAACUGUGGCAGGAUAUCACUUUGGUUUUCAAGGUACAGUGGUUAAAGGGUUAGGAACUGUUAAGUUUGUUAAUAAAGUUAUUAACUUUCCAGUGCAUAUACCAGAUUAAUAGGGUAUUAGAAUUAAGAGUAGAGUACCUGAACUCCGAAUUAAACCUAGUCAUUUGUCACUAAGCAGGAUAGAAGUAGAAAAAGAGGCUCCUGGAUAAAUUGCUUCCCUUGUGAAAGUUGCCAAAGAAGAAGUGUGUUCAACACCAAUUGAUUUUGAUAUAUAUAGUACAGACCUUUUCUGUUGGGAAAAUAUGACAGAAGUCCUUAGAUCUGCAAUUAUGAAAUUAUCACACUUUACUAUGCUCUUAGAUUUUGGUGUCAUAUGGUGUAAUUGUUGAUGGAUAAAAACAUCUAAUUCAUGUUCCCUAAAUUCUAUAGAAUUCUGCUCAUGUUCUCCUUACUAGUUUAAGAGUCAAAAGAUUUUGAUAAUUACUUGGAUUGGUGUCCCAUGUUUUGACAUGACUUUAGAGAAAAUGUGUAUCUCAUACUGUACAAAUACAACUGGAUGGUGACUCCCAUUCAUCAGAUGAAAAAACGAUCUUGUGAAUCAGUUUUGUAUAACUUAACUAAAGUACUAACAGAAAUGAACUCCCAUUUCUUCCAGAGACUCUGAAGGUAUGGCAAAAGGGAGGAGGGAUGGACAUGACAGAUAAAAACUCACUUUUAGUUGAUACAGGGGAUACAUUGUGGUUUGCAAUGAGAUUAUUUCACUCUUGGUAAUGACUCUAUAUCACUUGCUCAUUUUAUGAAGAAAUGUAUAGUAUUAUGUUAUAUUAUUGCUGAUUUUAUAUGUAUCAUAUUUGUUUGCAACAUUUAUUACAGGGUUGAAAAUUGCUGUAAUGUAUUUGUCUGUAUGAUGUAUUGUUUCCUUAUAUAGAGAGUAUUUGGGAGUGCUUUUCAGGUCUCAUGAUGGUUUUGAAUGUCUUGGUGCAGUACUCUUUGCAUGUCAUCAUAACUUCCUGCGUCAGUUGCAGAAUCAUUGGAAUAGAUAUUCAUUCUUCAUAUUUUGUUGAUUUGUGGAGAUCUGAACAUUUCUUUAUACCCUAGGGAAAUAUGAAAAAGAAAAUGUUGAUCUGAAGUGGAUACUGAUCAGAAUUUAAACAACUUCAUGAGACCUGAUAUCAUCAUACCAGAUAUAUCAAUAUUAUUAUAUUUACUCUCAUUUAUAUACCAUGAGACACAAUAUUUACAAUGUAAGGUUAUGUUGAAAUGUGGAAUGUAGCAACUCCUCGUCUUAUGGUGUAAGUUGUUACUAUAGAUGUUUAUUCUUGAAAUGUUAGUAUGAUUUAAAAGGAAACAAUUCCGCAUUAUCUUUUAAUUUGUUAUAUAUAUCUUUUAUACUGUAUAAUUUUUAAGUAAUUGAACUUGCUUAAUAUUUUCCAGCAAGUUAUAUAUCAAUCCCGUACAGAAAGUGGUAUAUAUAUUUGAAAUCCUUGAUUUAUAUUUUUUGUUAAAAAAAAAAUCUGAAAUUACACAGUCACUAAAAAGGAUUACCUAUGAUUGUUUUUUUUUAAGGUAUUCUUAGCAAUAGAAUAUUUGUUGACAUUGUUGAUUUUUGCUCAGGAUGACAUCCAUCAAGGCUCAAAGACGGACAGUAUAGCACCAUAAAGUUGCAGUUACUGUCAGUCAUUUAUGAUGUUCCUGAAAAAAAUAGUGGAUGAGACCAUUCUCUGAUUCCUUCUUUGUCAUACGAUAUGGGGAUUUACAUUUACAAUAAGGUCUCAGAGAAAUGUGAGUGAAGUGUUGGAAUUUUAUCUUUUAAUUUUUAAAUCAUUAUGUGAAUUAGUAUAUCUGUCUAUCUGUGUUGCCUAUCUGUCUGCCUGCAUGUUUACCUACCUACCUCAAUUUGUCUGUCUGUCUCUGCUUGCCUCCCUUGUUGUCUGUCUGUAAUGGUAUAUUUUGUAUGAAGAAGCCAAUUUUUCGCACCCUCUUUUCUCUCGAAAUCCUUGCCAGAUAAACGUCCAAAUUAUAUGUGGGAAGACUUACUCUCUUCAGAAAUGUAAGAGCAUUGAUCUAUUUUUAUAUAUGCAAGCAAAAUCUAUGUGUUUGGAAAGUAUUUUAUAUGCUUUUUUGAAGGAAAGAAAUUAGAAUGAAUAGAAUGAUGUAAGCAAUCUAAUGAGCUUGUAAUUAUGAGAAAAUUCAGGUAAGAGGUGUACAAUAUGUGUACAUGUGAUACUAUAUCUGUUGUUUUUGUGAUAUGUGACAAAUUUCACUGUUCUCAAAGUUCUUAUUUAACCCACUGGUGCUGAGUACAUGCAAUGUCCACUGUAGUUUUGUAUUACAAUUGAUGGCUUCAUAAGUGCUUCGUCGCAAGGUCAACCAGACCUCCUUAUCAGUUGACACCAUGCCAUGUAUUUUCCACGAGUCUUUAUUUUUAAUACAAGUAUUAUUGCUAUUAUUAAUAGUAUUCUUAUUAACAAUAUUAUGAUAAUUUUAGGAGCAAUAAUGAUAGUAAUAAAGAUGAAAAAAAAAAAAUCGAGAAAUUCAAGGAAUUUGGUUAGGAAGGGAAGUCAGGUAGGCCAAGGAAUUGGCAUCUUGGUGACAAAUCACUUCUGGAGUCAUUAAUCAAAUAAAAUUACAGUAGACAGUGCACUCAUACUGACACUCUUGGUGUUAACAAAUUAUGAUAUCACGGUAGGUCAUGGAGACCGUUUCGGUUAUUUGGAUAAGAAAACGUCAUAAUUGGUCAUUUAAAUUCUUUUUGUUUGGUACAUGUAUACAGUCUGUAUAAACCUGUAAUCAUGUAUUGAAUUUUUCUUUUUUUCGUUUUGCUUGUCUUCAGUAUUUGUAGUGAGAGAUCAGUGGCAUUUCUCGUGAUGCUGCAAGUUUCUUCAGUUCUUAAGGCAAAGUGUGCAGAUGACAAUGAAUACAUUUUUUCUCCUUGACUGUGAAGCCUAAAUGUCCUUAGGACACUUUGUUAUGGGUACGAAAAGUAGACCACAAAGUAGUUCCAUACGCACAAGGUCUUUGUAUUAUGUGAUGUCAUUGUAGUCUAUUAAUCAAGAUAUCACUGUAGCGUUGUAAGGUAUAAUGGACUUCCAGAAUUGGCUAAAAGUCCUGCUGCCAAAUCUUGUAAUUGAUGAAAAAAAAAGAGAAAAAAAAAGCAAAAAAAGAAAAACAAAAAACAAAACAAAACAAAAAAAAGGAAAAAUAAUGCAUACGUUUUUUGUGGAUAUACUAGUCAGAUUGUAUGGGUAGAAUACCCCCCAAAAAUUAAAUAAUAAUCGUCAGUGAAUCUGGUUUUAGACUGCCCAUAAUCUACAUGUAUUUCAGUCUUUUCAUUCUUUUGAGGCUCAUUUCUUAGCAGUGAAUAAUGAGAAGUAUGCAUACUGUAGUAGUAGAAUGACUGCUAGCACGUAUUUCAAAAACUAUAGGACAUAUUUAACUAACUGGUAAAGUAGGUUCUGUGCACGAUUAACCUAUAGCCACGUACAAACAGUGUCAUAUUAGAAUAGUGUCAUUAACCUACAAAAAGUUUGGAACUGAUGAUUAUCCAUGAAUAUAGACUUGUUUGUAGACCAAUUAUAUCAUGCAUUUUCCAUUGUGGAAAGUGAUAUGAAGAACUAAUAUACAUUUAAUGCAGUUUAUGUUGUAUUUUUAAGGACUUGUAUGCUGUUUCUGUUCUCAACUUUAUUUCCAUAGAAAAGUUUGGAAUAUUGCUCAGAAAAUUCUCCUACCUUUUAUUAGGUAAAGAAAUCUUUUGCUCAUUUACAUUUGCAAAUUGUCUGAUGUGAAAUGUUUGGACUUUCUUGAACCCUGAAGCUAAAAGAGUUCUCCGAACUUUUUAAUAUAAAUUUGUAUUGCAUUUGUGUUGAAUGUCUAUCUUUAAUUAAACCAUAAAUAUUCUGAAAA